Molecule: messenger RNA, 1485 nt
Organism: Episyrphus balteatus (marmalade hoverfly)
Lineage: Eukaryota; Metazoa; Arthropoda; Insecta; Diptera; Syrphidae
Exons: 6
Coding region: 129-1370 (413 amino acids)
Biological process (GO): detection of chemical stimulus involved in sensory perception of smell; sensory perception of smell
Cellular component (GO): plasma membrane
Molecular function (GO): olfactory receptor activity; odorant binding
Source: RefSeq, a predicted model, not a curated record
CUCAAAACAUCUAUAAAUCACUUUGAAAAUGCAAUUUUAUCUUCAGUUGGUAAGAUUGAGAGAAAAUCAAAACUAAUUAAAACCGGACAGGUAAAAACAUUUGAUUCGAAAACCCUUUUGAAAACAUUAUGAAGUUCUUUAUUCCAACUACUUCUCGAGGCGAGCGUAUUAAUUCAAUAAUGUUUUGGCUUUUGAAAUUCAAUUGGGUCUGGCCCUUAGCCGAAGACUCACCAGAAUAUCAAAAUAUUAUAGUCAAUUGCUUAGUUUGGAUUUUACUAUCAGGUUUUUUCGCAGUUUUUUAUGCUGAGUAUCUUUUUAUCAAAGUUAACCAAAAAGACAUAUCUCAAGUAGCUGAAGGACUUUGUGCACUUAUUAUAGGAACACAGGGUAUUGUUAGAGUUUUCCAUUUGAUUUUGCGUCGCAACCAAAUGAGGGAUGUUUUGCAGAAAUUUUACAAAAAAAUUUAUGUCGAAAAAACAGAGAAUGAAAAACUACACACUAGUUGUGAAAAUAGUUUACGAUUGGUUUAUUUUAUGACUUGGUCGUUUCUUUUAACACUCUUUUUCAUUUACCUUAGUGCAGCAAUUAAGGUAGCUAGGGAUCCAAGGUCUAAUGAAAAGCCAUAUCUAGUAAAAAUGGAAUUUUUUUACGAUGCCCAGGAGCCUUGGAAAUAUGCAUUUACAGUUAUUUACACAGGCUAUGUGGGAUUCUGCACGGCUUGCAUUAUUUCUGCAGAGGAUUUUAUUGUGGGAUCAACACUCACUCACUGUGCAGCAAGGUAUCAAAUGUUGCAUAAGGAUUUAAGCGAAUUAUACGAGAAGUCAUUAAAAAGUUUCAAAUCACUUAACCAAGAAAAACCUGAUGAAAUGUAUAAUAUAUUUCGGGCCAAUUUGAAAGUUAUUAUAAAGAAACAACAAAAUCUGGAUAAAUUCUUGCAAGAGAUUCAGUCAUUUCUUAGUUUGCCAAUAUUUUCUUUGGUCUUAUUCGGAGUGUUUCUAAUGUGCACGGUUGCAUUUGCUUUACAAAGGAAUGGUCUUAGCCUCGAAACAUUUCGAUACUUUUUCUGGUUGGUAUCUAUAUGUUUGCAGUUUUUGAUGAUUGGAUCUUUUGGUCAACGCUGUACAGAUGCUGCUGCUCAAAUGUCUGAAUCAUACUACAUGUGUAAUUGGGAACUAAUUUUAUUUUAUGGCAACACCCAAGCUAAUGUAAGACUUAUAAAAGAUAUAAGCUUUGCAAUUUACAGAUCUCAGAAAUCCGUUCAUCUCAAUGGUAUGAAUUUCAUGGUUUUAUCUUCUAAAAGCAUUGGAUCGGCUAUGAGCUCUUCGGUUUCGUAUUUUAUGUUUCUAAAUGAGAUGGAUAAAAUCGGCUAGAAAUGAAACAAAAACUGAUGCAAGGAUUUUUUAAUCGUGAAAGGCGAAGGUAAACAUUGAUAAAAUUAAAAACUUUAAGCUUUAAUUUUUUCAAAAUGAAUGUAAAUAGUGAAAU